AUGCCGCCAAGACGCAAUGUAAGGAAUGCGAACAGGGCGCCUACACCUCAGGCGACGGAAGUCGAGAGUGUGGCACAACCAACCCCACAACCUCCACCACCACCACCUCCACCUCAAGUGGACCGAGAAAUUGUGAAGUUGUUUUUGAAACAGAAACCGCCUGUCUUCGAUGGAAUGGGAGAGCCGGAAAAGGCUGAGAGUUGGAUACGCGCAUUGGAGCUCAUUUUUACAAUUCUGAUGUGCAACGAUGCCGAGCGAAUGGCUUGUGUGACCUAUCAGUUGACUGGGUUAGCUGACUUCUGGUGGGAUACCAAGAUGAAGACCACGCCACGAGAUCAAGUGAAUGGAAUGACCUGGGAGAAUUUCAAGGAGGCGAUAUAUAACAAGUACGUGCCAAAGAGCUAUCGAAAGGCGAAGGCGGCUGAGUUUUACAACUUAACUCAAGGGCGCAUGUCAGUGACUUAA
This is a messenger RNA of Salvia splendens (bonfire salvia), 465 nucleotides long. RefSeq lists its product as uncharacterized. The record is from RefSeq and is a predicted model, not a curated record. The transcript has a single exon. NCBI's taxonomy places the organism in Eukaryota, Viridiplantae, Streptophyta, Magnoliopsida, Lamiales, Lamiaceae. The coding region runs from base 1 to 465 and encodes 154 amino acids.